Hevea brasiliensis (rubber tree) is the source of this 1671-nucleotide messenger RNA. RefSeq lists its product as uncharacterized. The coding region runs from base 404 to 1243 and encodes 279 amino acids. The transcript is spliced from 4 exons. Gene Ontology annotation, cellular component: endoplasmic reticulum. NCBI's taxonomy places the organism in Eukaryota, Viridiplantae, Streptophyta, Magnoliopsida, Malpighiales, Euphorbiaceae. The record is from RefSeq and is a predicted model, not a curated record.
AAAAGAUUUAGAAAAAUACAGAAAAAAGCAAAAUAUUACAAGAAACUGUAAUUGGAGAGUCAAUUAAGGUCUUGUUAUCAGCUGCUUGUCUACCCAAACCAAACCCAAAGAGCCCAGAAGAAAAGUCUCUUAAGAACUUCUCCUUUUUUCUCCAUCCCCUGCUCUAGGGUUUAAUUUAUUCUCCACAAAGAGGGGGAAAUCAAGAAAUUAAUAAAAACCCAAAAAUUCCUGAAUCCCAAAUUUCUUAAAUCUGAAUUUUUUACUGGUUUUUCUGUUUUAAAUUGAUUUUUUUUUUCAGGCAAAUUAUAAUUAAGAGAUGGGCUCAAUACCACACAAUGCUGCUUCUUCCCAUUAUUGAACCCUUUAGAAGAAAUUAUAGUCUAUUGCUAGCUGUUAGAAUUUGAUGGCCGCGGCGAGGAAUCUGAUGGGAGAUGCGGGAAGCAAUAGGCCAACAAUGAAGGACGAAGAGAAGGCCAAAGAGGACGAUUCGCCUUCCUCUAAGAAGCCCAAGUUGGAGAGGUUCCCUUUUACCAGAUGGGAAUUCGCUGCCGCUCUUGGGGUCUUCUUUGUCUUCUCCACCGGUUUGUUUUGCAUCUACUUGACAAUGCCCACAUCUGUUUAUGUCAACCUCAAGCUUCCUCGCACCGUUUCAGAUCUUCGCUUGCUCAAGGAACAUCUUGCGACAUAUGCAAAAGAUUACCCAGCACAGUUCAUCCUGGGUUACUGCUCUACAUAUAUCUUCAUGCAGACUUUUAUGAUUCCUGGAACAAUUUUCAUGUCAUUGCUUGCGGGAGCUCUUUUUGGUGUUGUUAGAGGACUUUUUUUAGUUGUUUUCAAUGCCACUGCUGGGGCCUCUUCCUGCUUUUUCUUGUCCAAGUUGAUUGGCAGACCUAUAGUUAAUUCGUUGUGGCCUGAGAAGUUGAGGAUUUUUCAGGCUGAGAUAGCUAAGCGUAGGGAAAAGCUGCUGAAUUACAUGCUCUUUUUGAGAGUAACUCCAACAUUGCCAAACCUUUUCAUCAAUUUGGCAUCUCCAAUUGUUGACAUACCAUUUCAUGUUUUCUUUUUGGCUACUUUGCUUGGACUUAUUCCAGCCUCCUAUAUUACUGUCAGGGCUGGCCUUGCUCUUGGGGAUCUCAAGUCAGUCAAGGAUCUUUAUGAUUUUAAAACUUUGUCGAUGCUCUUCCUCAUCGGGUCCAUCAUCAUAUUUCCUACCCUACUUAAAAGAAAGCGGAUAUAUGAGUAAAGGUUCUGUUGGUGAGGCCUCUCUUCUGAGGAAGCUAAACUUUGAGCUAAUUGGAGGAUCUGAAAAAGAAUAGAGCCAUGGAGGCUGAUCACCAUCUUCCCUUGUGAUACCGACGGGUUGAUUACUUCUCCUACGUGAUGGUACAAAUGAAUAUAUAUAUAUAUAUAUAUAUAUAUAUAUAUAUAUAUUACUUUAUAUAUAUGAUAAUUAAUAUAAUGUUAAUUCAAUGAUCUCCCAAUACGGAUUAUUUUUAGAUAGUUGGGAGCCAGAAAUCAAUCUCCUAGGAAAAAUGUCUUAAUAGUCUUACUCGUCAGACUGAAUCUCUAUGACAGCAUUGUUAGGUUGCAUUGCUGUUGAUCAUGUAACAACUAAUAGUGUUUUAGUUACCUAAAAAAAUAACAUUAUUGGUACUUCGGUUUCCUUUUGAA